Molecule: messenger RNA, 474 nt
Organism: Diatraea saccharalis (sugarcane borer)
Lineage: Eukaryota; Metazoa; Arthropoda; Insecta; Lepidoptera; Crambidae
Source: the annotation of a GenBank genome assembly
AUGAAGGAUCCUUUUGCGACCGACGUUACCGAUUCUCCAGCGCACAGUUUGAAGGAUAUCGAUGGUUGUUACAAUAAAAAUAUAUUUAAAACACAAUCUUUCGCAAAUUCACGUCGUGCCUUGCAAUCGGGCGCUGAUAAAAUAUCCAGGACUUUCAGGAGUGUUAAAAAUUCCUUUGGUAAUUUAUCACAGCAUUUCAGGUUGGGUGGUAGACGGAGACACAGACUUACAGAUACUGGUUCCCCUUGUCGCACUCCAUCUACACCGGUGGCUAAAAAGAAAUCCAUACUAGCUAGAACUCCUACCAAGUUAUACAGUCCAUUUGGUAUAGAAACUCCACACAAUCGUGACUUCAGGAUGACUCCAUAUAUGCCUGACACCCCAGAACAUGGGUUGUCACCGAAACGACGCAAAGGAGUCACCCAUUCAUGGCAUCUCUUAGCUAAAAAGAGACCAAGAGCUUUAUUUCACUGA